Messenger RNA from Pseudocercospora fijiensis CIRAD86, 660 nucleotides. RefSeq lists its product as uncharacterized. Gene Ontology annotation, cellular component: ribosome; cytosolic small ribosomal subunit. The record is from RefSeq and is a predicted model, not a curated record. NCBI's taxonomy places the organism in Eukaryota, Fungi, Ascomycota, Dothideomycetes, Mycosphaerellales, Mycosphaerellaceae. The transcript has 3 exons. Gene Ontology annotation, molecular function: RNA binding; structural constituent of ribosome. Bases 76 to 528 code for a protein of 150 amino acids. Gene Ontology annotation, biological process: translation; ribosomal small subunit assembly.
CCACAUCGCCCAGCGCUCUUUCCACCAACACCACCUCUUCCCUCCCACCACAAGAGCCGCAUCAAUACCGCCAUCAUGCCUGGUGUCUCCGUCCGCGAUGUCCCAGCCGACAAGUUCAUCGACGCCUACGCCGCCUUCUUGAAGCGCCAGGGCAAGCUCCCAAUCCCAGGUUGGUCCGACACUGUCAAGACCUCCCACGCCAAGGAGCUCCCACCACAGAGCCAGGACUGGUUCUACGUCCGCUCUGCUGCCAUCGCCCGCCACAUCUACAUGCGCAAGACUGUCGGUGUUGGCCGUCUGCGCAAGGUCCACGGUGGCACCAAGAACCGUGGCUCGCGCCCAUCUCACCACGUUGACGCCUCGGGCGCUGUCGACCGCAAGGUCAUGCAGGCUCUUGAGAAGAUUGGUGUGCUCGAGCAGGAUGAGGAAAAGGGUGGCCGCCGCAUUACCCAGUCCGGUCAGCGUGAUUUGGACCGUAUCGCCCAGACCACCGUCGAGGCUGAGGAGGAGGACGAGGAUGACGAGUAGACGGUUCAUUACGGAAGAUUGUCUGCUUAUACUCCCAAAGUCGAUGGGUAUGAACUUAGCGUGGCGUUUCACGGAGUCAAAAGAGCCAAUGUCAGGCCUAGCAACUACUGAAUGAACCCAGCUUCCAUGCCC